GGGAGCGCUCAGUUUGCGACAUGUAUUCGCCAUUUUGCUGCCUCGGCGUGUGUAUGUGUGUGGGCUCCUCUCUGUGAGAGUACCUCUGAAGCUCCCAAACAUUCAACACUCCAGACACCAGCUUAAACAACCAGGGAAAAUGUCUGCACUUAGACAACUGUAGCUGCCGCAGCAUGACAUGGACAUUUGGACGACGUAACAUUAGAUAACGUUAGCCUCGUCGAGCGUCACCGAAGAGGACCUGGGGAAGAAAUGCAAGCUUGACAAACAGGAGAGUGGUUUUCCAUCAGCAACCACUCAGGAUGAAAGCACGAAGUAAGGAGGAGGAAUAUUACUGUCCUCGUGGGAUUGCGUUUGCUUUUUUGGAUUCUCAAAUUUGACCACAUCCAUAAGACCAUCAAUAAUGAUACCCGGAUUGAUCUCCAAGGAGUUACACAUGCAGCUUCUGGACCUGAAGAAUUACCAAAAUCGCACAAAUGGGGUGGAAGAGCUCAAACAUGUCCUCUCAGAAGUGGACAUGAAAUCAGUCCCAUCUGGCAGUAUUGACGAGUUCAUCAAUUUUCUCCCGCGACUUCUGGGUGACAGUAAUUUUAAAGUAUUAUAUGGCACCUUACAAGUUUUAAACUUGCUCAUUCAGAAGCUAGAUACAGGUGUAGACAAAUAUUUUAAACAGAUAGUCUUAGUGGCUCUGAAGGCCCUGGGGGACACUCGCACCCUCACCAGAAACGAAUACAUGAAUGUGUUUCGACAGCUGAUGAAAAGUGUGGCGCCGCAACAAAUAUUGGAUCAUGUCAUUGGCAACUUGAAACACAAGAAUUCAAGGGUUCGUGAAGAUGUCCUUAACAUCAUUAUGGCAGCUAUGCUCACUCAUCCUAGGAAAGAUUUCAACAUCCCCAAGCUUUGUUUUGAGGUUGCACCAUACCUGGCAGACAGCAAAAAGAAAGUCCGUCACGCCGCCCUUGAGCUGUUUGCUGUUUUUGACUAUUGCCUUGACACAGGGAAAAGGCAGCCCCUAAUAAAAGCUGUGGACAUGGUCGAACUCAAUGAGGAUGCAGAGGGUCUUAUGGCAGCUGUACAGGCAAGACGAGCAAGGCACGUCCUUCCGAAACUCACCUCAGAGGGGAUAGUGGAGUAUGGCUUGGUGGUGCCCAAACCAGGACAGCGGUGCUCCCUGCAAUAUGGUUCCGGAGCUGAUCUGGACUGGGUGAUGAACGGAGGGCGGACAAGCAGUGCCAGGAGCCACAGAACUGAGCCAGAUUGCGACCGAUUGUACGGCUAUGGGAGCGUAGGCUCCCUCACCGAUGACCUUCCAUUUCAAAGGAGGAUUGUCAGCGCGGGUAAAGGGAAGAACAAACUACCGUGGGAGAUGUCAAGCUCCUCAUCCACUGAAAAUGACCAGCAAUGCAGCACCCCUAAUGGAAAGUGCUCUGAACAGGUCGCCAGUGAGGAUUUCCCUCACCUGUCCAGGAAGCUGAGUCCAGAGACUUACAUUCCCAGUUUCAGUUCUGCAGAGCCUCAGAAGCCACACUCCUCCAGAAGGAGGGUGUCCCCUGCACGCCUCAGAAGAAGUGGAAGCCUCAACUUAGACCCAGACAUCUUUAAAACCAACUUCUCUGACACAGAUGUUGUGGCACCCAAGGAACACAUGAUCUCAAGAAACCCCAGUGUUGAGCGCACAUUUUCCCUCCCCUCGAACCCCACUACGUCCGGCUCCUUCCUACUGCCCUCUUACCCAUUGGCUACACUCCCAGGAGGCAUGCUUACUCCAACACUGUCCCGCCGUCAUGCAGACUCUUCCCUCUCUAUGUCCAACACCUGGCCCAACAAGAGAGAGAACAGCCCUCACCAGCGAGACACCAGCCCCUGGAGAGACACAGGCGCAGCCAAGGGUAAUUCGGACCAUCUCUCUAGCAGAUGCUCUCCCAGGCCUCUCCGUGCUUCCCUCAUGAGUUCUUCUUCCACUUCGUCAUUCCGUCGGGCUCUGAGCAGUACCAAGGCAACCCUGUCUGUCUCGCCAGUUGUCCCUACAGCAGAGCAGGUCCAGUCCCACAAUGGCCAGAGGUCCAAUGCUCCAGGCAGCCCUCAGAGUCAGCAGCUAGAAAGGGACCUUCAUCUGGACACUGAUAGCAUCAUUGCGGUGAAAGAAUCUCAAGAGGAUGAUCCUCUGGACAUGCAGGAGAUGUUGAACUCUCUGCGCUCAUUGCGCAACAGCGCUGCCAAGAAGAGGGCCAAAGUGAGCCUUAGCAGUUCAGAUCAAGAUCCAGACAGCCCUGACUCAGCUGUGAGGCUGGAUCUAGGCCUGGACUCUCCAUCACACACCUCUCCAAUGCUUACAAGCUCAGCCAGUGAGAGUGGUCUUUCCAGUCUGAGCUCAGUCGCUAACUCCAGCUUCAAUGGCAUCAAAACCAGUCCCAGAAACAGUGCCUCUUCAGAAAUGAAACCUCGCAUUGCAAGAGUGCCUUCUGCAAAACUGCGGUCUUCUGUGUCCAUGGACUUCAGCAGCCUUCAAGGAUUGUCUCAGAAGAGCGAAUUGUCAUCUGAGGUGGGUGUUGUUGGGCAGCGAGUCACUUACUCCAACGGAUCAAUCAAAACUGAGGAAGAGACAACAGGGCCGUGCCCUCCACUGGUCAAAGCAGCCUUCCGUGAAUCAGUCAGAGCUCUGAAGCCUGCCAAAGGAUCUCAGAGUCACAGCAGCAGAAACUCACCAGCCACAGAAAUGUCCGAAGGAGUCAUUGGAAGAGGCAUGUUUGGCACCACAGUGUCCUCCAGCCGUCCAGGAGUCGGCUUGUCACUGGAGCAGGGUGAUUUUGAGGCCAAACCCCCCACUGAUCCCUCAGCAGGCAUCUACAGCCAUGCUCUGUCUGGCAGUCACCCAGACGGUGAUGACAGCCCACGUCCGGAUGAGGUUAAGCAGAGGGGGAAGAAUGCAAGGUUUAGCCGAGAGAAGAUGAAGCUGCAGUGUCUCGAUCAGCAAGAGGAGCAAUUCAGUCAAGGGAACCACACACGAGACAAGAUUCGCCACCGAGUCCGACAGAUGCUGUCUGACUCGCCCACUGAGGAGAAUAGAUUAUUAAUAAUCAAAGAUCUGCAUCUGAACGGCAGCACACUGACCUCCACUAAAGCAGAUCUUCUCUCCGAGGAGUCCCCUAUCAGCCCCACGAGUCCCGUCAGCCCACCAGGACACCAAAGCCCCAUAAAGUGCUUCACUCUGCCCCACCAGCCGAGCCCGCCCACUGUUCCCCCCAACCCCAAAAACCCGUCCCGUCUUAGGAGGGCCCCUAGCCUCAGCAGAACCCGACCAUCGCUGUCCCACAGCUCAGAUGAGCUCUCCCCUGGUACUGCUGGCCACAAGAAAAAUCUCUCGGAGCCUCCGGAGCUGUGUCCGUUUUCCAAGCCUGAGCAGGCGCUGACGCAGAGCUUCAACCUGCUGAACUCAGAAGAAUGGGAGAAGAAGAUCGAGGGUCUGACGUUCCUGCGCAGUCUGGCUCACUACCACUCAGACACACUCCAGGGCAGGCUUCAUGAUGUCUGCCUAUCUCUCGUUCAAGAGGUGAAGAACCUGCGGUCAGGUGUGUCCAGGGCUGCAGUGUGUACACUGGGCGACCUAUACACCCACCUGCAGAGGGCAAUGGACCAGGAGCUGGAGGGGACAGUUAAAGCUUUACUGCAGAAGGCCGGGGAGUGUAACGCCUUCAUUAGGCAGGAUGUGGAUGCAGCACUGGACUGCAUGGCGCAGCACUGCACAACCACUCGUAGCAUCAGUGCUUUACUCUCUGGGGGUAUCAGUCACCUUAACCCAGUGGUGAGAAAAUGCACAGCCCAGCAUCUGGCAAAUCUGGUAGAGAAGGUCGGUGCUGUCCGUCUACUGUCUGGAGGUAAAGAUCUCAACGACAGAAUCCUACCUGCCGUCACCAAACUCACUCAAGACUCCUCACAGGAAGCCAGGUACUUUGGGCGUCGGAUGCUGCUGUCCCUGUCAUCCCACCCUGACUUUGACAAGAUCCUGGAGAAAUAUAUCCCCACCAAAGACCUGCCGACUGUCAGAGACACGGUCAUCACUCUCAAGACAAAGGGUCUUGGUGAGAUGCCUCAAGACACCCAGUCAGCCAGGGGUAGACGCUCCCUCCCAGGCAGUGGUACAGUCAGAGCCUCAUCUCUCACCAGGGAGCCACCUAACCAGACCAUCAGGGAGUCUAAUAGCCAUUACAGCUGUAGAUCUCAGACACAGAGUAUUGCAGACAAGACUGAAUACAUCAAGCAGAUCUCAGGUCUGCUGGGUUCAAAGGACUUCAGAGAGAGGAUCAAGGGAAUCGACCAGCUUGCAGCCGACUGCCAGCACAACCCCAACAUGGUCAUCAAUAGUAUAUUCCAGGUGUUUGAUGCCUUCAAGGCCAGGCUGCAAGAGUCCAACAGCAAGGUCAACUUGCAUGCCCUCGAGUCUCUACAGAAAAUCAUCCAUUUCUUGAAAGACAACCUGUCCCAAGUGGUCAACAUCCUGGUCCCAGCAAUUGUGGACAAUCACCUCAACUCCAAGAACAACGCCAUCUCUUCUGCUGCUAUUGGAGCUAUUAAUGCACUUAUCUUAAAUCUUGAUAACAUACUUCUUCUUCAGCCUUUGUGCACCAAGGCUCAGUUUUUAAACGGCAAAGCAAAGGUGGAUCUUAUUGAAAAGGUUGCAGAUCUUGUGACAGAGCUCUACCCUCGCAAGCCCCAGAUGGUGGAGCACAAAGUGCUGCCCUUGCUGUGGCAUCUCCUGAGCACCUCUACCCACAGCGGCACUAUUCAGGGCCGGGGCGGCAGCGUGAGGGGUGCUACCGCCAACCUGUGCCAAGCCCUUUACGCUCAGAUGGGGCCCAGCCUGAUCGAGUGUGCUCAGGCCUCCCAGCCUGCCAAUGUCCAUAAAUGUUUAAAUGAGGUCCUGAGGACCUUGUCCUAAAGGUAAAUCAGAGUCCAAACACAACCAAAUGUUGGAAGAGAAGAACGUUAACACUGACCUUACUUGAAGACGGAGAUGUUCUACAUUUCUUACAGUGCCUGCACUUUUAUAUCAAUAAAGAGAAAGUCCUUAAAAAUUAGGAGCUCUUAUUCUUAUCUCAGUGAGAUUUCCUCUGGUACAGAAGCAUAGACAAUUGUAACAUACUGACAUCAGGUCUUACACAUACUCAACCUGCUCUCUUUGCACUUUGAAAAGGUAGCUCAUUAUCAUGACAGACUUCAUGAGUUUUAUAUUUUACCAUCCUAUUCUUUGUCAUGCUGUUGCUUUUUUUUCAUAAUCUAAACAUGUACUGUAGACAAAUCAGACACUAUUGCAGAAUGUAAAAUUGAAAUGCACAAUAUGUGGAAGACAGGGACCUGAAAGAUGUAUAUUUUUGCUGUUUCAUCAAAUGUGAUGUGUCUUAUGCAGUUGUUUUGCAGAUUAGUAAAGCAAGAUUAAUUAAUAGUACAAAAUACGUUUUGUACAGCUCAGUUGUGUAUUUGCACAGUAUUAGCUUAAUCUGUUAUCAUAUGCUGUAUGAUGGUACAGUUUAUAAUUUAACUAUUGUGUAAUGGUUUAAAAGUCCUGUUAAUGAUGUGCUGAGUUGGUACUGUCUGUCUUUUUUUCCCCCUUGCAUGAACAAAAUUUACUGGCAGAAUCAAAAUUGUGUAUAUUUUUGUUAAGGAGUUAUAUAUGUACGCUGAUACCUAGAUCAAGGUUGGGUUCAAACCAUUUCCCCAGGGUUGGGGAGAGCGUGAAAGGAAAAGGAGAUGAGUUUUACUCCAGGUGUUGCCCGAGAAACCAUGAAGGCCCAUAUCUGAUUCUGUGUCAGUAUAGUGCCAGUCUUCAAGUAGCCUUUUAACUCAUCUAUUGUUAAAUUAUAUUGAACUUGUUUGUGAACAAGAGCAAAGACAGAAUGCUAUAUAAAUAAAGUGUUUUAUUUCUGUAAAAU
Messenger RNA from Micropterus salmoides (largemouth bass), 5927 nucleotides. RefSeq names its product TOG array regulator of axonemal microtubules protein 1. The record is from RefSeq and is a predicted model, not a curated record. Gene Ontology annotation, cellular component: cytoplasmic microtubule; cilium. NCBI's taxonomy places the organism in Eukaryota, Metazoa, Chordata, Actinopteri, Centrarchiformes, Centrarchidae. The coding region runs from base 404 to 4936 and encodes 1510 amino acids. Gene Ontology annotation, biological process: microtubule cytoskeleton organization. Gene Ontology annotation, molecular function: microtubule binding. The transcript is spliced from 23 exons.